AUGGCGCCGCAUUCAUCCACAGGCAUGACUAUAUCCAUGCCUACAAUCACUCGACCCAUUCCCGUUCGCACCACCCUCUCCUCCGACGCGCAAAGCCCCUCCUCCUCCGAAUCCCUCUCCCUCUCAUCUUCCUCCUCCUCCAUCCCCCACCUCUCCCCCCGCUCCCCGUCAGCAUCGCUCGCCAAACUCCGCGCGCAAACCGACGACUCCUCCGCCUUCCGCUGCUGCUGCAGCGCCGCCUCCGCCAACACCGCGCCGUCCGCGCCAGAAACCCGCCCAUCCGCGCAAAAGCUCCCCCUAUCCGAAGGCCUCAAUCUCCCUUUCCUCGGCCCGGUCCGAUGGUCGGACCCGCCGCGAUUCCUGCGGGAGUUCGUGCGCGACCCGCUCAACGUGAUGACUCUCUGCACCGUGACCCUCGCGGGGUCCAUGGUCGGAAUCAACUGCGCGAUAAUCUCCCAGAUUCCUCUCCUCCUCGGGAUCCUCACGCAACCGCAAGCCGAGCUCUGGUUCGAGCUGUCCAAUCAGGUUCUCUGCGCGAUUGGCACGCUCGGGAGUCUUCUAGUCCACCCCUUGCGCUGCUACUACGUGCUUCAGGUCUUCCGCUGGAGCCCGCAAGACGCGGCGAGUCUCCGCGCAAUGCUGUCGAAAGCCGGCCCGUUCGUGCGGAAGCCCAAGGAAUGGCAGCACAUCGCGUUCGUCAUAUUCCUACUGCAAGUGAACUGCGUGUUUCAAUACGCGAUCGCCUAUUUCAUGUGGACAACCGACAUGGUUUCCCGCCCCAUGGUGCUUCUCGGCUGCCUAGCGCUUUUCGCGCUAGGGUCCGUUAUCUUUGCCGGGCUUUACUGCCUGUGGAGUCCGCUCGGAUGGCCUACAGGAGCCAAGCCGCAACCUGCGGGACGGCGCGUCUCUGCGGCCGGGGAAUGCGGCGAGUGGGACGAGGAGGCGGGUCGCGAGAGCGAGGGGCUGCUGUCGCGGCGGUGCGAGGUUUGCGGGGGUGGCAAGGAGAGCUCCGCGGGUUGCGGCGCGGUUGACGGGAAGAGUGGCAAGGGCGGCAAGGGCAAGGACGCGGACGACCUGAACGAAUGGCGUCGCGCCACGUGGCAGCCGGUGGGAGGCGCCACGCGGCCGCAAUGGCAGGGCGGGCUCCUGGACUGCUGGUCGGACGGGUGGACGGCUGUAGCCGCGACUCUCUGCUGCUUCUGCGUGCACGGGUGGAACGCGGAGCGCGCGGGGUUCGGAAACAAGAUAGUCCACACCGCCAUGUUUAUCCUCUUCCUCGUCGGACCCAUGGCUAUGUUCGGGCCGGCUUCCGCGAUCCUCCCCCCCGGUUACAUGCAAAAUUUCGUGUUCGCGCUCGGGGUGAUUAGCACGGUUCUGGGCCUGACUUACGCGGGCUACUGGCGGUGGUACCUGCGGAGGAACUUCCACCUGCCCGCGAGCGACUGGUGCUGCGGGCACGAGGCCGCGACGGACUUCGCGUCGUGGUACCUGCUGCCUUGCUGCGCGCUGUGCCAAGAGGUGCGCACCGUGCGGCGGUAUAACCUAAGACUGGAGAUUCCCGAGGGCCCGGGUAAGGAGGGGAGCUGCGGGGAGGGGGGAGCUGUAAUGGUUAUGGGCGCGCCUGGGACGCUGUGCAUGGAGGCGACUCCUAUGACUGUAGCCAUGGCGGAGUGA
Molecule: messenger RNA, 1674 nt
Organism: Closterium sp. Yama58-4
Lineage: Eukaryota; Viridiplantae; Streptophyta; Zygnematophyceae; Desmidiales; Closteriaceae
Source: the annotation of a GenBank genome assembly